Alternaria burnsii is the source of this 2616-nucleotide messenger RNA. RefSeq lists its product as uncharacterized. Gene Ontology annotation, biological process: eisosome assembly. Lineage: Eukaryota; Fungi; Ascomycota; Dothideomycetes; Pleosporales; Pleosporaceae. Bases 1 to 2616 code for a protein of 871 amino acids. The transcript is spliced from 3 exons. The record is from RefSeq and is a predicted model, not a curated record.
AUGGCGACGACAGCCCUUGCCGCGAGUGCGCCCCCCACUGCUGACAGCAGACCCUUGAAGGGGACGGAAGAGGCGGCUCCACCACGAUCCUCUGCCGAGACGAACAUGCGUUGCCCUGACCCAUCCGCGCAUUCGCAUCAGUCAAAGAACAGCGCAUUGCAAAAUCAGGCGUCUGCAGCAGCGCUAUAUUCCCAUAACCACGGUGGCUCGACUAAAGCAAACGUAGCGAAACCCAUCAACCCGCUCGGAGCCGACGGCAAGCUCUCAUCAGCGAGCGCUGCUGCAAGUCUCAAAUACGCAAAGGCCCAAGACCUUCCCAGCUAUCCCGUCGUUGGAAUCGACACUCAAUCUUCUGCCGGAGCUGCCGCGCUGCUCGCGAACCAGAACAAGAAGAGCCCGGAGUGGUGGAAGCCCGAAGCAUCCUCCGCCGCAGGCAAGGCUGCGUUGCUCGCAAACGGUUAUAAGAUGGCUCCCAUGUGGCAACCAGAAGCAAGCGCGGCAGGCUCAAAAGCAGCGCUUCUCGCCCAUAGAGACGGCGCAAAGCUGAACCUGUGGCACCCGGAAGCCAGUGCUGAAGGUCAUUCUGCUGCUACCAUCGCUAUGAGCAAGAAGGGGCUCGGCCCAGAGGUCGACUAUGGAUACACCGAUCAGGGCAGGAAGAACGCCUUCACUGCGGCUACCGAUGCGCACUCUGCAUCGAGGCGUAAGCGCGCUCAGUCAAACCCACCAGCUGCGCCCCUGUAUCCAGACUCGAAGAAUUCGGCCAGGAAUGCAUUAGGCGCAGCAACACUCGCUCAUAGUGCGUCCACUCGAGCCAGACCACAAGCUAGUCCUGCUGAUUCCAACCACCGCGGACAUGGUGCUAUGGAAGCUGCACGCAUUCAGCAUGCAAAGAGCAUAUCGCGCGACAUGUACACCAGCACUCCGCCUGUUGCGCUAGAGACAGAGGAGAAGAGGCACAACGACGCUCUCCGAGCUUCUGCCAUAUCUAUGGCUAAAAAGAUCUACGAUGUGCAACAGCAACACAUCGAUGGCGCAACGGGCCAGUCUGUCGCCCGCACUGGAGCGACUGCAGCACACAGUCAGCAGCCAGCGACUGGUGAGGCUGACAUCAAGCAGCAAGCUAUGCGCUACAUCGGGAUCCAAGAAGCUGCACAAAAGCUUGCUCAAGAAAGACUGGCAAAGAUAGGGUAUGACGAGAACGCCGCCUACCGAAGCUACUACGGCUACGACCAGCCAACCAGGUCGAAACUCUCCAUGCGUCGUGGACGUAAUCGCGCCCACAGUGCUUCUGAGACAGCCCCUGCGGACACUUCGGACUCUGACGAAGACGACUUUCGUUCGAGGCGAAUUCGUUCGCAGAUGGAUCAGCUCAACAAGCAACUGGCUGACGUGGACGCGAAGAAACGCGAAAAUGAUCGCAAAUCCUUGCUUGCUGCCGCGCAGCGCAAGGUUCAAGCGCAGAUGCAGGGCAUGGACAAGAAAAUCUAUGACGAAACAGGCAAGAUGUCGUCUGCCAUGGUGGACGAUUGGGAUGAGAAGGCGAGGCAGCGUGCCUUAGCGAACUCUGAGGCUCGCAUGGAGAACCACGGUAGGGUGCAUAUCGGUAAUGGCAAAUGGAUGGAUCAAGGCGAAAUCGACGCUAUCGCUCAGGCCAGAAUUCAGCCUACUUUAGACGAAAUCACCGAGAAGACCGAAAAGCGCCUCGCUGAGGACGAGAAGCGGCGUGCUGAGGAAGAAGAGCGCCGACUCGAUCAGGAGCAGGAGAAGCGCCGUAUUCGUACCGAGAAAGAGCGGGCUGCUGAGAUCAAGGCUGAGGAGAGGCAAGGAAGGGAAGAAGAGAAGAGGGCUGCCAAAGCGAAAGCUGCUGAAGAGAAACUGGCUGCGAAACAAGCAAAGGAAGCGGAGAAGACCAAGAUUGCCGAACAACGCAAGUCCAAGGAGAUUCCGCUGGCUGAGCCAGCAGUCGUAGAUGCUGAAGCGCCGCGUGACAACGAGGAUCUGUAUCAAGCGCCUACACCUACAGAAGCUCAACGUACUGCUGAGCAUAAUCCAACCGACCCGACUUCGCCCACGUCGCAAGGAUCUUCGAAAGGGUUCAAAUCGCUCUUGAACAAGUUGAAGCGCCGCUCAAAGCAUGCUCCUGGGACAGAGACUGAAGGUAAUACGAAAGAAAAGGAACCUGGCUUCGUUGGCGGUGCAACUCUUCGGAACUCCACCUCACAACCCCAAUCUCAAUCUCAGUCUUCGAAGAGCGCUAUCCAUCCAGCUCGCGAGUCGAUAGACAGCCGCGCAUCUGCUGAUGUCGAACCACCAAAGGAUCUAGGCGCCGUUGAGCCUACUUACGUUCCUCACGUCGGCCACGUUGACGAGGAUCGCUACUCAGACGUCUCAUCCUUGUCUAGCGACGGAGAGGAAUUCAGCGUCGCACGUGGGAGACCAGCAGAACGUGUUGUAAGUGGUGCAACAGCGACAUCCGCGGGAGAGAGCUUUGAGGAAGCCCGUGAUCAUUUCGACGAAGCUCUAGCACCACCCCCAGCGUUCGGCUCUGAUGCAGAGAAAGCGAGGAUAGGAAGUCCAAACCGAGAGUCAAAGUUUCAGGAAGUGGGACUGUAG